AUGAAUUUUAUUGAACGAUUCUAGUUAAUUAAAUGUUAAAAGCAUCCAGAUAAACCAAUAACAAAUAUUUGUCUUAAUGAAUAAUGUUAAGAAUAACACUAAUUUUGUUAAACUUGUGUUAAACUUCAUGUCGAACAUUCCAAACAAAUUAUUUACAUGAAAUAAAUAGAUGUCUUACUUAAACGAAAUACAAAUGUUAAUUAAAUCUCAUAAGAUAAAUUUGGAUUAGAAACAUACAAUAUUUAUCGUGAAUUUAAGAAAACAAUAUAAAAUUAAUUAAAUCAAUUAGAAGAAGAAUUAAGAAUUAUUAUCAAUAAUCUAGUAAAUAAUUCCAAGAUAAAUUAAUAUGGAUAUAAAUUUUUAUAGUCUAUCAAUGAAUUUAAUAAAGAUGACAUUGAAGAUUUAAGACAAUAUCUUAUAAAAGAAUAGUAAGACAUUUAAAAAAAUUAAGUAAUAUUAAAAGAGAAUUAAAACUAAAAAAAAAUAAUUGAACUCAAAGACUAUUUAUAAAAUUAGAUUCCAAAUAUAUAAAAAGAGAUAUUAAAUCAAUUAGAUUGUGUCAAUAGAAUAUUUUAUACUAAUAGUCAAAGAAUUGAUAGAUUGAAAAAAGUUUGGAUUAGUAUUUAUAUAAAAAUAUAUUUUUAGCUGAUGAAGGUUUGAGUCAACCAAGUAUCUUUGAUAAAAAUACAAUUAGGGUAAAUCAAUUUCAAAUAAGAGACAAACCAUUGUAUUUAAUUGGAAUUUAUUAACCUAUGUUAUAUAAGGGUAGCUAUAAUUCAUCAAAUUAUGAUUCACAAAGCAAAUCUUCAUUAAAAUUAACUUAUAAGUUACAUCUAGGAAAUGAUCUAACCAAAUAAAUUUUUAAAGAACAUAAAAUAUUGGAACAUGAAAAAUAAACAAUUGUGGAUGGUCAUUUAUAUUAUCUUGAAUUCAAAAAUCCUAUAAAAUUAUUGCCUCAUUAGACUUAUAGUUUAUCAAUAACAACAAAAGAAUAAAAAGCAUUUUAUACAUAUUAAUAUUCCAAUAAUCAUAUUGAUCAUCCACUUAUUAAAUGGUAAUCAGAAAAUUUAACAGAAUCUGAUUAGUUUAUUAAAGGUUAAUAUGAACAUCUUUAUUCUUAUCCAGACAUUGAUUAAAUACCAGCAAUAUAGGUGAAGUUGUGA
Paramecium primaurelia is the source of this 1163-nucleotide messenger RNA. The record is from the annotation of a GenBank genome assembly. NCBI's taxonomy places the organism in Eukaryota, Ciliophora, Oligohymenophorea, Peniculida, Parameciidae.